UCCAUCUCCAGCGCUUCCAGUAAUGUUGGCCAAUGAUAGUGUUGGCUCAACGAGGAUGCCAUUUUUGACGACGGUAAAUGCGUCUGUCAAUAGCAGUCGAUAGCCGGUGCUUAUCGGUGUUGGUUGGAAGACGUACGCAUUUGGCAAUCACGUACUUUGGACUACGCAUUUUCACGCCUUGGGGAAGAAAAUUUACAGUUGCCAAUUUCUCCUAAUUAAGAUUAUUACAAGAAAAUGGCGAAUGAUCGUUUGGAUAUAAUAAUAUUUGGUGCUACUGGAUAUACUGGAAAAUAUGUAGUAAAAGAUAUAGUAAAGUUUUCCAAGGAACAGAAGAUAAAAUUUGGCGUUGCUGGUCGUAGGAAGGAAGUUUUAGAAGCUGUUCUUAAGGAAUUUGCCUCAGAUAUUGAAGAUGUACCUAUUAUCUUGGCUGAUAUAAAGGACGAAGAGUCUCUUAAAGAAAUGACAAACCAAGCAAAAGUAAUUAUUAAUUGUUGUGGGCCAUAUAGAUUUUAUGGAGAACCAGUCGUUAAGGCUUGUAUUGCAACACAUACUCAUUAUGUUGACGUCAGUGGCGAGCCACAGUUUAUGGAAAGAAUGCAAUUAGAAUAUAACAAAGCAGCGCAAGAAGCUGGUGUUUACAUAGUGAGUGCCUGUGGCUUUGAUAGCAUUCCUGCUGAUCUGGGAACCAUUUUUACACAGCAGAAAUUUGGAGGAGAAGUCAAUAGUAUUGAAACGUAUCUAAAAUUAUGGUCAACUAAAAAUGUGAAGGGUCCAGUUGUGAAUUAUGGAACUUGGGAGUCAUUAGUAUAUGGCGUAGCUCAUGCAAACGAAUUACGAGAACUGCGUACAAAAUUAUUUCCUAUCAAAUUACCUUCAUUUACACCAAAACUGAAAUCAAAGAUAGUACAUAGAAGUAAUGUUUCUGAAGGAUGGUCAACUUUAUUUUUGGGUGCUGAUCGUAGUAUUGCUUUGCGUACACAACGAUUCUUGUACAAUAAAUACAAAGAGAGACCUGCACAAGUACAAACUUAUAUCACAUUUGAAUCUCUUUUUACUUUCAUAGUGGUAACCAUUAUUGGUAUGAUUUUCGGUCUCUUGACCCGCACAACAUUUGGUUGUAAUUUACUUCUGAAAUAUCCAGCUCUAUUUUCGUUCGGUUUUAUAAGCCAUGAACACCCGAAGCAGGAGGCACAGGACAAUGCACGCUUUUCUAUAACGUUCAAAGCCCUUGGAUGGACUGAAAAAUUGGCUGAACCUACAGAUAAACACACAGAUCCACCUAAUAAGAAAGUAAUUACAAAAGUUAGCGGUACUUCUGCAUAUGAUGUGACUAGCAUUGGAUCAAUCUUAUCAGCAAUUACAAUUCUUAAGGAAGCUGACAAAAUACCUGACAAUGGAGGAGUACUCACACCUGGUGGUGCAUUUGGUAAAACUUCUUUGAUCGAGCAAUUGAAUAAACAUAAUAUUAAAUUUGAGUAUCGAGAGUCAUGCAUUCCUUAUAGUAUUCGCGUAUUUUUAGCAAUAAAUCCUGAAAACGGAAUAGCAACUGAAAAAUCGUCAAUCAUGAACGGAGUAUCGAAUCAGUGCGCGAAGAUGAAGAUGUACGAUGGCGAUGAUGACAAACCGAUAAUGAUUAAAAAGCCCUUACCACUGAGAACCGUUUCCUGGAGCGACAAUAUCGAAGAAACCGAUCUGGACGUCCCCGGAACACCAAGAACUCCACGUACCUCAACGACGAAAGGCCAUGAAAAAUGUAUGUUCCAUCACGAUUUGGAGCUGGAUCAUCGACCACCCACGCGAGAGGCCAUGUUACCAGAAAUGUCCCGAAGUUACAAAUUACUCUUGAGUUCGUUGGGUGAAGAUCCGGAGCGACCGGGUCUCUUGAAGACACCGGAACGCGCCGCGAAGGCUAUGCUCUUCUUUACGAAAGGAUACGAUCAAAGUCUCGAAGACGUAAUUAACGAUGCAGUAUUUGACGAGGAUCACGAUGAGAUGGUGGUGGUGAAGGACAUCGAGAUGUUCUCCAUGUGCGAGCACCAUUUAGUACCCUUCUACGGCAAAGUGUCGAUUGGUUAUCUACCCUGCAAGAAAAUACUGGGUCUCAGUAAACUCGCCAGGAUCGUAGAGAUCUUCAGCAGACGUCUUCAAGUGCAGGAACGACUCACCAAACAAAUCGCGAUAGCAGUUACAAAGGUUGUGCAACCUGCAGGAGUAGCCGUCGUGGUUGAAGGAGUGCACAUGUGCAUGGUGAUGAGAGGCGUGCAGAAGAUUAAUAGCAAGACAGUAACCUCGACGAUGCUGGGCGUGUUCCGAGACGAUCCGAAGACUCGGGAGGAGUUUCUGAAUCUGGUGCACAACAAAUAGAUGGUCGAAUGCGUCGUCGCGGAAUUGGUAUUACUGGCCGUGGGACCACUAAUUAAUUAAUUAAUUCAACAUUGCAUGACACGCCGCGACCGCCGUCCCGACUGGUUUCGUCGUUUGAUUACUACAUUAUCUUGUUGCGAGGACCUCGUCUAAAGGACUUCGUCGCCGCGAAACUCUAGCAUACAUUCCAUUUCGUUCCUUAAAAAAGAAAAUAGUAUCUCGGCGACAGUCCUCAUGUUUUUGACGUAAGUAUGAAAGGUGAUCACUAUCCAAGUUGACCAGGCGCGAACCAGGAUAGUGAUGAUUCUUAACGCACGUCCCUCGCUGAUAAGGGCGCGUUUAAACUGCUAAUGUGAGUGACAUUGACAAUAGCGAUGAUGAUGAUAAUGAUGACAAUGACGACAAUGACGACAAUGACGACGAAUCACCGUCAUCUGUGAAAACGCUCGCGAUUUUCAAAAUGAUAAUAAUAGAUACGGAACUCGCGAGCUGUUUGUCGCAGAGCAACGCAGGACAACGACGUGUGAGUUCCGGUAAGAAGAGGCAACGAAUAAAUAGUAAUUUAGUGUGAAAACAUAUAAGUAUUCAACGUGAUAAAGAAUAUUGUAACGUAAAUAAGGAGUCGCUGCUGGAUCAGCGAUAUAAUCCUAUUGGAAAGGUCUCCUCCGUUCGUUGCCUCUUCAACCGAGCAACCUCGCUUACAAAGGAACGUUUUAGGAAAUUUUUCAUCGAAGACUCAACCGGCACAAAACUCGCACAUCCAAGAAUCGAUGCGCUUCUUGCGACAAUAAAUUAUACAUCCUAGAUAUAUAUUGUACGUUAGUUAAAUUUUUCGAAGAAACUGCGCUCGACUCUUUCGAUCGUGCGAGUUUUCAAGGUUCAAUUUUACCUUGUUUUCACUGUAUUUUAUUGCAUCUGCGAAACUCGACAGCCACGAGUUUCGCAUCAUUGCAAAAUCGUUCAUUUUUAUUCACUAUAUGUAUUUGGUAAUAAGCGUAUUUUAUAAUUAAGGAGCACUUACACGAUAUUUCAAAAUUGAGAUAUUCUUCUCCACGCGCGCGCACACACAUUUUUUAAAGCUAAUAUUAAAUAUCUUGACAAUUAUGUCUGCAAAGUUAAGAUUUUAAAUAAAAUUUAUUUAAAUUUAAAGAUUGAUUGGAGAAAAUAA
Nylanderia fulva is the source of this 3532-nucleotide messenger RNA. It is a transcript of the gene Pu, whose product is annotated as GTP cyclohydrolase punch. NCBI's taxonomy places the organism in Eukaryota, Metazoa, Arthropoda, Insecta, Hymenoptera, Formicidae. Gene Ontology annotation, cellular component: lipid droplet; plasma membrane; mitochondrion. Gene Ontology annotation, biological process: glycolipid biosynthetic process. The record is from RefSeq and is a predicted model, not a curated record.